AUGCCUAGCCAGUACGCUUCCGAACCGCCCUGGUGGUUGCUACUGGCGGGGCCUAACUCGUAUCUUCUUCGAGAUCGGACCAUCGAAGAAUUCGUGGAGGCUUACGAAUCUCGCUUGGAGCAAUUUUUGCAAGCGAUGGAACGAGCUGAGAGGGCAAGAGAAGGCUCAGAUGGUGAGAAGCCUCUUUCUUGUCUUAUGCGUGAGUCGUGGGCCACGAAACGUUUCUGGUUCAAUUAUGCGGCUCGGAAACCGUUCGAUGUCGAAGUUCUCUUUGGCAGCUGCUUGAAGGAGGGUAGUGCCGGUGUUGAGUCGCUGGAUGAAGAGGGACGUGCGGGCUUGGAGCCCUUCGUUGAGAAGCAUUUGAAGGCAUAUGACAAUGAAUGCGCGAAAUCUCUUCAGUACGCUUACCAUCAUAUCCGGUGUUCAAGCACAGCAAUAAGAGCCUCGUGGCCUCGUAAACUCGAUUCUACGUUCGAGCAGAGUUUCGACUCGCUGUAUGUACAUCUAGGAAUGAUCCUGGGAAGCGGAUCGGUAAUUUGUGAUGGGUUCCGAGCCAAACUACCAUAUCGUUCAACGGGCUGA
Mytilinidion resinicola is the source of this 582-nucleotide messenger RNA. RefSeq lists its product as uncharacterized. The coding region runs from base 1 to 582 and encodes 193 amino acids. The record is from RefSeq and is a predicted model, not a curated record. The transcript has a single exon. Lineage: Eukaryota; Fungi; Ascomycota; Dothideomycetes; Mytilinidiales; Mytilinidiaceae.